UGGUGAAUGCCAGCACUUGGACUCUUAUGGCUGGUACUCCUAAUGGACAAUCUGGUUCUAUAUCGACCAUGCUUAAUUUCCCGACAGAUUUCGCUUUCGAUUCGAGCGGUAAUUUGUAUGUAGCCGAUACUAACAAUGAUCGCGUUCAACUUUUCUUGUCCGGUAAAUUGAACGGAACAACGAUUGCUGGCUUGACGAGUCAAUCUGGCAGUACGGCUGUCCUACUUAACGUACCACGUUCAAUUACAUUGGACAGUGCUUUGAACUUGUACGUGGUGGAUAGUGGGAACAGUCGCAUACAGAAAUUUCAGCGGGCCUAA
Molecule: messenger RNA, 320 nt
Organism: Rotaria socialis
Lineage: Eukaryota; Metazoa; Rotifera; Eurotatoria; Philodinida; Philodinidae
Source: the annotation of a GenBank genome assembly